Messenger RNA from Aspergillus pseudotamarii, 2337 nucleotides. Its product is annotated as 40S ribosomal RACK1 domain-containing protein. Bases 1 to 2337 code for a protein of 778 amino acids. NCBI's taxonomy places the organism in Eukaryota, Fungi, Ascomycota, Eurotiomycetes, Eurotiales, Aspergillaceae. Gene Ontology annotation, biological process: positive regulation of protein phosphorylation; protein-FAD linkage; rescue of stalled cytosolic ribosome. The transcript has 9 exons. The record is from RefSeq and is a predicted model, not a curated record. Gene Ontology annotation, molecular function: translation regulator activity; protein kinase C binding; ribosome binding. Gene Ontology annotation, cellular component: cytosol; nucleus; mitochondrion.
AUGGGGACGUCACAGCCUACCAUGAGGUCUAUCCUCGGAAUCUUAGUCUUGUGUCUUAUCCAGAUUUCCGCCGCGUUGAAAUUCGACCUGCCCGCCGUGAGCGGAAAGAACGAGCGAUGUAUCCGCAACUUCGUCUUCAAGGACCAACUUGUCGUCGUGACAGCUAUUGUGAGCGGUCAGAAGGGUGAUGGACAGAAGGUCAACAUGCAUAUCAAAGAUGCCCUGGGUAAUGACCACGGUCGCCCGAGGGACGUUGUAGGCGAGACGAGACAGACUUUCACUUCUUCGGAGGAUACUGCUUUCGAUGUUUGCUUCGAGAACAAGCUUGAAGGACGGUUCGGUGUUGCGAACCCUUAUCGGUCCAUUGAACUCGAUGUCGACAUUGGCGCCGAUGCUCGCGACUGGUCUAGCAUUCAGGACCAUGAGAAGCUCAAGCCCCUCGAGACUGACCUCCGCCGCAUUGAGGAGAUGGUGCAAGAAAUCGUCAGCGAAAUGGAAUAUCUUCGUGCACGUGAGCAGAAGCUGCGUGACACCAACGAGAGCACCAAUGAGCGUGUGAAAUGGUUUGCGUUUGGCACGAUGGGAAUGCUGAUUGGAUUGGGCGUUUGGCAGGUCAUUUAUCUGAGGGCCUACUUCAGGUAUGUAUACGAUAACGGCCGCGCUCCCUCAACAGCGCCAGAGCACCGCGAAUACCAGACCAACCGGCCUCCCAACCAAUAUGUGCCCAACACGACUUCUACCAUGACCAGGGACUUCCCAAAGGCCGGGGAGAAGUCCGUGCCGCCGGAAUUUGUCAGCGCCGUCGACCCCAACUACAAGCCGGCGGAUCCCUACCCCGGAAAGGUAGAGCAUUUCACGGGUGGGCGCCAGGAGACGGGCGCGCAGAAGCCAGAGCUGGGCGUAGGUGAGAUGGAGGGCAUUACGUUUAAGGUUGAGCCGCUGAAGCGCAGUGGGGAGGAUGUUUCUACUAUUCGGGCCAGGUUGUUGUAUCAGAGCCGGAAGCGAGGAAUUCUCGAGUCCGAUUUGUUGCUUUCUACCUUCGCCGAUGUUUAUCUUUCCAAGAUGAACAAAGAGCAGCUGCAGGAGUAUGACCGGUUCCUCGACGAGAACGACUGGGAUAUAUACUACUGGGCGACGCAGGACCCUCCCACCGAGGGCAACGUCGCUGAGGAUACCCCCACCGAGACCUGGAAGCGCACUGGGGCUAAGAGCGGCGAAUGGGCCCAGACGGUCGGUGCCUACAAGGCUGCUUACCGGCCCGUUCCGUCUCGCUGGGCUGAUUCAGAGGUCUUGCACCUUUUGAGACAGCAUGUGCAGGAUAACAGCGCUACUGGGUUCCAUGCUGCCAAGAGUAAGAAGACGGGUGGUGCGGGACUUGGUCGCAUGCCGAAUGUCCAGCUGGUCCUUCGCGGUACCCUCGAGGGUCACAAUGGCUGGGUUACUUCCCUUGCCACCUCUUUGGAGAACCCCAACAUGCUGCUCUCUGGCAGUCGCGACAAGACCCUGAUUAUCUGGAACCUUACCCGCGACGAGCAGGCCUACGGUUACCCCAAGCGCAGCCUCGAGGGUCACUCUCACAUCGUCUCUGACUGUGUGAUCUCCUCCGACGGUGCCUACGCUCUGUCCGCCUCUUGGGACAAGUCUCUCCGCCUCUGGGAGCUCGCUACCGGCGAGACCACCCGUACCUUCGUUGGCCACACCAACGACGUCCUCUCCGUCUCCUUCUCCGCCGACAACCGCCAGAUUGUCUCCGCUUCUCGUGACCGCAGCAUCAAGCUCUGGAACACCCUCGGUGACUGCAAGUUCACCAUCACCGACAAGGGCCACACCGACUGGGUCUCCUGCGUCCGCUUCAGCCCCAACCCCCAGAACCCUGUCAUCGUCUCCGCUGGCUGGGACAAGCUCGUCAAGGUUUGGGAGCUCGCCUCCUGCCGCCUCCAGACCGACCACAUCGGUCACUCCGGCUACAUCAACACCGUCACCAUCUCCCCCGAUGGCUCCCUCUGCGCCUCCGGUGGCAAGGACGGUACCACCAUGCUCUGGGAUCUCAACGAGUCCAAGCACCUCUACUCCCUCCACGCCGGCGAUGAGAUCCACGCUCUCGUCUUCUCCCCCAACCGCUACUGGCUCUGCGCUGCCACCGCCAGCAGCAUCACCAUCUUCGACCUCGAGAAGAAGAGCAAGGUUGAUGAGCUCAAGCCCGAGUACAUCGAGAAGGGCAAGAAGAGCCGCGAGCCCGAGUGUGUCAGCUUGGCCUGGAGCGCUGACGGCCAGACUCUGUUCGCUGGUUACACUGACAACAAGAUCCGUGCCUGGGGUGUCAUGUCGAGGGCAUAA